Amaranthus tricolor (Joseph's coat) is the source of this 1060-nucleotide messenger RNA. RefSeq names its product ferredoxin-thioredoxin reductase catalytic chain, chloroplastic. Gene Ontology annotation, molecular function: oxidoreductase activity, acting on iron-sulfur proteins as donors. NCBI's taxonomy places the organism in Eukaryota, Viridiplantae, Streptophyta, Magnoliopsida, Caryophyllales, Amaranthaceae. The record is from RefSeq and is a predicted model, not a curated record. The coding region runs from base 373 to 822 and encodes 149 amino acids. The transcript has 6 exons.
UUUCUCCGAUCUGUGAUCAUAAAUACCCACUUUGAAUUUACGUCUUGUCAUAAGACGGUUCUAUACAAGAGUCGCUCCAAACCCGAACAUGGAAAAUAAAAGUUUAGUUGGGCCGAAGCACACGAUUGCAUAAUCCCACCAGUCCCAUGGCCAAACCCGAUGAAUAAUAAAAACCAAAAAAAUACGAGUGGCUCUGUAAAUUCUAGAUUAAAAUCCUCUUUCAAUUUGGGAUAUUUUCAACGAGUGGCGCGGAUCGUUUUUAAUUUUUUUCCCUUUAAACCUCUCAACACUUUCAAUCUAUAAAACUCAUCCAAAAUUUUAUAAUUUCUGAAUUUAAUUUAUUGUUCAUUAAUCAAAUUAUUCGCAGAAAUAAUGAGCAUGAAAGCUCUUCAAGCUUCAACCGCUUACAGCUUCCCUAUUUCCUCUCCUGUAACUCCUCCAAGACACUACUCCCAGUCCCGGACUAUUAUUCGUGCUCAAGUCGAUCCUUCAGAGAAAUCUAUUGAAAUUAUGAGGAAGUUCUCUGAACAGUUCUGCCGCAAGUCAGGAACAUACUUCUGUGUUGAUAAAAGUGUUACUGCUGUUGUUAUAAAGGGCUUAGCAGAACACAAAGACACAUUAGGUGCCCCUCUUUGUCCUUGCCGGCAUUAUGACGACAAGGCCGCUGAAGCAAAUCAAGGUUUCUGGAACUGCCCAUGUGUGCCAAUGAGGGAGAGGAAAGAGUGCCACUGCAUGCUUUUCCUAACUCCUGAGAAUGAUUUCGCUGGAAAGGAUCAGACGAUUUCCUUGGAAGAAAUACGGGAAGUGACAAAAAACAUGUAAUCUUACAUUCAGAAUGCUCUUCUGCGUAGUCACUAUAGGUCUAUAUGAGAGGAUGCCAAUAACUGUUGUACUUUAUGCUGUACAUUCUCAUACUUUCUAGAGCUUUGUCGUCUCUAACUUUAAACUUUAUCGAGGUAUAUACAUAUAUGGCCAUACUCGACGUAUCUGACUUAUGCAUUCAGGUUUUUUACUUGGCUACUAUGCCUUUGAUAGUCAGCUAUCUCUGAUUUUUAUGCAA